AUGCAGCCAACAAAGCAAGAGCCUUUCUAUCAUGCAUGCAGAGAAAUCAUCCAACAAUUGAUGGCUCAAGAGAACGCCUAUUUCUUCUUCAAGCCUGUUGAUCCAGAAGCUGAUGGUGCUCCAGAUUAUUUCCAAUAUGUUACAGAACCGAUGAGCUUCUAUAAAAUUCAGACAAAACUCGAUAAUCAUGAAUACAAAACGCCGAACGAAUUUGUCCGCGAUAUGAAUUUGAUUUGGAAAAAUGCUGAACUUUACAACAAAAGCUUCUCUCAAAUCUACAAAACAGCAGAGCAACUUUCAAAGAAAUUUAAUAUUCUUAUUGGCUCCAUUCCCCAUGUUUUAACAGAUAACGAAAGGAAUAACACAAUCCAACGCUUAGUAGAGCUUAGAUUUGCUAGAUAUAGAGCAAAUAAGACUACUCAUCAAUAA
Messenger RNA from Trichomonas vaginalis G3, 429 nucleotides. Its product is annotated as acetylation-dependent protein binding. The record is from RefSeq and is a predicted model, not a curated record. Gene Ontology annotation, cellular component: nucleus; chromatin. Gene Ontology annotation, biological process: chromatin remodeling; regulation of DNA-templated transcription. NCBI's taxonomy places the organism in Eukaryota, Parabasalia, Trichomonadida, Trichomonadidae. The coding region runs from base 1 to 429 and encodes 142 amino acids. The transcript has a single exon.